ACGUGCGGUAAAGUUUCCCCCCGUAGCAUUUCAACAGCUUGCUGGCAUAAAACGCAUUGUUUUUGAGCUUCGCAUCAUUAAUAGAAAAUGCCUUGUGGUAAAAAUUUUAGAAGGAGAAGGGACUCAUCUGAUGAGGAAGAGGAGGAUAAUGAGACAGCAGAAGAAGUCAGGUCAAAAUUAGAGGAGGCAAAAGAACUUCAGAGUUUGAGGAAACGGCAGACCGGAGUCAGUAUAACCGCCCUAUUGGUUGGAGAGAAACUUCCGCCAGAAGCUGAAAUAGAUAAUGAUCCAUUCAAACUGAAGACUGGGGGGGUUGUGGACAUGAAGAAAGUGAAAGACAGGAACAGAGACAUGACAGAAGAUGAGACAGACCUGAACCUGGGCACAUCUUUCUCAGCUGAGACUAACAGAAGAGAUGAGGAUGCAGACAUGAUGAAAUAUAUCGAGACUGAGUUAAAAAAGAAGAAGGGCUUGGUGGAGGCUGAGGAACAGAAAGUCAAGGUGAAAAAUGCAGAAGACCACCUCUAUGAGCUGCCUGAGAGCAUCAAUGUCAACUCAGCCAAGAAGACCGAAGAGAUGUUAUCUAACCAGAUGUUGAGUGGAAUCCCUGAAGUUGACCUAGGCAUCGAUGCAAAGAUCAAAAACAUAAUUCAGACAGAAGAAGCAAAAGCCAAACUGUUGGCAGAACAAAGAAACAAAAAGAAAGACCAAGGCACAUCAUUCGUUCCAACAAACAUUGCUGUGAAUUAUGUCCAACACAACCGAUUUUAUCAUGAGGAUGUUAACGCACCGCAGAGGCAUCACAGACACAAAGAAGAACCUAAAGCAAGACCCCUUCGGGUUGGAGAUACAGAGAAACCUGGACCAGAAGUUCCGUCACCACCCAACCACCGCAAACGUCCAAACAAUGAAAAAGCCACAGAUGACUACCACUAUGAGAAGUUCAAGAAGAUGAACCGACGAUAUUAGCAUGGAAAUAACCGACAUGGCGUCAUCUUUCUCCACACUGAGUCAUAACCUAGUUACCUAAAGAGUAAUGACAGCAGCUCUCCCAUUGCCAGUGUUGUACCCCUUAACUAUUGUAAAAAAAAAAACAAACAAAAAAACAUGUAUUCUGCCAUGCAUGUGUUAUUCUAUUGGUAAGAUUAGGCUUCCUACAAAUUAUAACUUUGACCAACAACCUUCAGUCUUUUUUGUUUUAAGUGUGCAAAUACAAUUAAUAGUUGUACCUUAAUGUAAUUUUUUUUUCUUUUAACACCUGCAGCGUGUUGAAUCAAAAUGGUAAAUGUUUAGAAUAUACGAUUUAUUUGUCUGGUUAGCUGUACUUUAACAGUCCUGUUCUAAAUCAUAGACAUGUUUGGAAUGACUGAAACUGAAAAUAGUACCGUAAUAGUGGAGAAGCCUCAGGUAAA
This is a messenger RNA of Cyprinodon variegatus (sheepshead minnow), 1412 nucleotides long. RefSeq names its product chromosome unknown open reading frame, human C9orf78 (gene cunh9orf78). The record is from RefSeq and is a predicted model, not a curated record. Gene Ontology annotation, biological process: mRNA splicing, via spliceosome. The transcript has 9 exons. The coding region runs from base 88 to 969 and encodes 293 amino acids. NCBI's taxonomy places the organism in Eukaryota, Metazoa, Chordata, Actinopteri, Cyprinodontiformes, Cyprinodontidae. Gene Ontology annotation, cellular component: spliceosomal complex.